GCAUGCAAAGUUCAUCCCUCAAGAGUUACGUAACACAUGUUUUUUGAGGACAGCCUGUGGGAGGGGAAAACUCUGCAGCCUUAAAGUGGGGAACAAUUCACUCUCUGUUCUCCUUUCCUGCACACUCAAGGAAUCAGUCAUGGCUACAGAAGCAAAGCAGACUUGUUAUGAAGGAAGCUGCGUCCAAAGCUUUCAGUUCUACCUAGAACACUCUGGAGAGCACGAGGCUAUCAUGCAGUGUGUUCACAAUGUCCUGCCUGGAGAAUUUCAAAGAAUUGGAGCAGGCAAAAGCAGUCUGGAUGUUCUAGGUGUUGGAAGCGGUGGAGGUGAGAUGGACUCCCAGAUGCUGACUCUGCUGCAGUCCACAUUCCCUGCUGUCCCGAUCUCUGCUGACAUUGUGGAGGGCAGCUCCAAACUUACUGACAACUUCAAAGCGUCGGUAGCAAAGAUCGCUAACCUUCAGAAGAUCCCCUUUGGUUGGCAUAUCAUGCACAGUGAGGACUAUGAGAAGCAAGUCAAAGCUAAAGGAGACGUGAAGAAAUUUGACUUCAUACACAUGAUUCAGAUGAUCUACUAUGUUGAUAACCUCGCCGGCACCAUAAAGUUCUUCCAAAGCCUGCUGAAGAACAAUGGCAGGCUUAUGAUCAUCAUUGAAGCAGCUAACAGUGGCUGGGACACCCUGUGGAAGACCUACAAGAAGGAUCUCUGUGUCGACGUCAUCACAGAGUAUCGCUCUUCCGGAGAGCUUAUUGCCUGCUUGAAAAGCCUUGGUCUGAAAUACGAUGAACACACCAUUCCCAACUCCUUCGACAUCGCUGAGUGCUUCACUCCGAGCAGCCAGCUUGGACAACGUCUGCUGAAUUUCUUGACAGCCAAAGAUCACUUCGAGCAGUCCUUCACCCCAGAGAUCAGAGCAGGCAUGUUGGACCUUCUCAGGAACAAGUGCAGCACUGAAAAAGAUGGCAAAGUGUUGUUCAACAGUACUCUUAAAUGCAUUCUUGUUCAUGCUUGAGUAUGUCAUAUGGAACAAAAUACAAUCAAAUUAACAUUUUUGCAUUGACUUUACCCUGCCAUUUGAUUAAAUAAACUGGGAUUUGCCUAACAUUAAGUUUACCAUUUAGAGUAGUUUUCAAUCUCUUUAGCUUAUAUUUACCAAACUGACUCUGUAUGUGCACCAAUGUCAUCAAUAAAAACAUUACACUAAGUA
Gymnodraco acuticeps is the source of this 1207-nucleotide messenger RNA. RefSeq names its product histamine N-methyltransferase A-like. The record is from RefSeq and is a predicted model, not a curated record. NCBI's taxonomy places the organism in Eukaryota, Metazoa, Chordata, Actinopteri, Perciformes, Bathydraconidae. The transcript is spliced from 7 exons. Bases 140 to 1012 code for a protein of 290 amino acids. Gene Ontology annotation, molecular function: N-methyltransferase activity.